Xyrichtys novacula (pearly razorfish) is the source of this 3475-nucleotide messenger RNA. NCBI's taxonomy places the organism in Eukaryota, Metazoa, Chordata, Actinopteri, Labriformes, Labridae. The record is from the annotation of a GenBank genome assembly.
GCUGUGUUGAAACUGCUCUCCACACUGUGACUGCGCAGGGCGGGGCUCCAGCUUCUGUAGUACGUGUGCUUCACAGCAGCUAGCUUGCGGAUAGUUAGCCGACGCUUUUGCUUCGAGGAAGUCACAAACAUGGUGCUAUUGGAAAACGACUCGGUAAGAAGAAUUAACACUGUUGUAUGAAGAACAUAACAUAACAUUAUUAAACAGUUCGCUGUCUUUUCACUUCUGCUGUCCGAAGCCGGUUUGUAGUUUCAGCGCUAGCAAAGAUAGAUCAGACCUCAGGCUGUCUCAGGAGCUAGCCUGCUAAUGUUGAAGCUAACACUGUUUUUGUCAAGAGGGUAACAAAAAGAAAUUAGAUUUGUUGUUGCUCUUUAUUCCUUAUAAGAACUUGCUUUUGUAACCUUGUUUCAUAAUAUUGUAGCACAAGACUGUUCAUGGUUAUAGGGUAUGUGCUAUGAUACUGUAGGUGAAUGAGGUGAACGUAUUUUAACAUUGUGAACUGUGUGGCAAGAAAAAUAAAAUUAAGAAAUAAAAAUGUAGCAACACUUCGGAGCUUUUAUAGAUAUAAAUUGAAUAUUUAUUGAAAAUCAUGCUGUUUUAGUGACCUGCUCUCUGUCCAGCUUAGGAAGUGUUAAAACAGAUUCCUCUCAGCAGCAGGAUCACUGUGGUUUGAUAAUAUAUUAUAGACUGUUUCCCAGUAUUUCCCACACUAGAGAAAAAGAAAAAUCAUCAUUUAGUUUAAAAUGAUGAACAGAUUCUUAAGAUGUAUGUAAUAUUUAAAAAAGCAGUGCAUUUUAAAGACAAGAGGGGUGCAGCCUGUGUUUUCUCUCCUUUCCCUGUUUUGCCUUUUUUACAAUUCAUGGCUGAAGUUUCACAAACCUGAAACUGAUUCUUAAAGAGCCUGUAGCCUGUCUUGGAUACUGAAGACUAGAUCAGACAAAUCUAUUUUUCGUGAUUCUGGAUUAAGACCUGAUUCAAUGUGGUCUGGACGGGAAAAAUAACCACUUUGCCCUGUGGCAUGUUUACCAAAAGAAAAGUAGUUUUCACAGAAUUAAAGUUUAACAAACCUAAAACAUAUUUUAAGAAGUUUGUAAGCUUGGAUAAUGUUGUCCAGAUUUGAGAAGUGUAAUGGUUAUGGAUAGGGCUGGGGGAUAAAACGAUAUAUGUUGAAAAUUAAUUUCCCUCAAUAUCAAUGUAAAACAUGGUCAAUAUGCUUUUUGAUAGUCAGCUCCUGCCAUGUUUUAGAAGACAAAACAAAUAGCCCAUGAAAAGGGGAGUUGCUCUGGGUCCGCUUCAUGCUGAACCAAUCAUGUGCUGAAUUAGAACCAAGUAGCAAACAACUGUGUAGUAGGAGGCUGCAGCGACACACAGCUACAGCACUGUUGGAGAGGAAAAAAGAAAAUGAGAGCUACCCCCGGCAGAUAUGCAGAUGAAGGCUCAACAGAUGACGACAUCGUCAACAACAUUGGCACUAAAACAUUGGUAGUGCUAAGGUAUUUUGGUUUUUUGGAGCCCAUGAUGCAUGCGCGGCUGAAACAGCUGAUCAUUCAGUCUGCUUUCUUUAGAGCAAUGCCUUACGACAAAACGUGGAAAAGACACAGAGACCUCACAGAUGCAGUAGCUUAUUGUAUUGCAAAAGACGUGCUACCAAUAAGGACUGUUAAAUUUCAAUUUUUUUUAUCAUGAUGUAUAUUAAUAUCUGCUGAUAUGAAAAAAAAUAUUGUGAUAAAAUUUUUCCCAUAUCAUCCAGCCCUAGUGAAUCAGGAUCUUGUUUCCUUUAACGCCCCCUAGAUUCAACAAUUGAAUUGGAAGCUACAAAUACAAAAUGCAAAUGAGUCUCAUUUUUGAUUGUCUGUGUUGAACAGCUGCAACCCAGAACUUCAUAAAUCAUGGGAACACAGACUGUUUUAUAAAAACAGCGGUUUAAGUAUGUUUUGUGCUCUGUUGUCCAGUUCCUCACAGAACUCACACGGCUUUUCCAAAAGUGCCGAGCUUCUGGCAGUGUUGUCAUCACACUAAAGAAAUGUAAGUAGAUCUCUCAGAGUUUUUUCUGAUCAUAACUGGGGACAAGUUUUGGAGAAAAGCUGGGAGUUCUCUGCUUCAGUGUUUUGUCAAGCUUCAGUGGGAUGUGUCUCUUUUGUGUAGAUGAUGGGAGGACCAAGCCAGUGCCCCGGAAAGGCCACUCAGAGUCAUUUGAACCAGCAGACACUAAAUGUCUCCUUCGAGCAUCUGAUGGCAAGAAGAAAAUUAGCACAGUGGUGAGCUUACUUUCUACUGUUACUGAAAAGUGAGUCUUGGAUCGCUGAUUUGCUGUAAAUGCUAAACUCUUAUUACUUGUCGUUUCAGGUCAGCACAAAAGAAGUUAUUAAGUUUCAAAUGGUAGGUUGAUCCUUCUUUGUAUUCGUGCUGUGAUGUGCUUGAUUAGGUUUUCCUGUCUAAGACUUGACUGUAAUCUCUUAUCUUCUUGAUGAAAGAGUUAAGUCUAACAGAAACUUCCCUUUGCAGGCGUACUCCAACCUCCUUCGAGCUCACAUGGAUGGAUUAAAGAAGAAAGAUAAGAAAAGCAAAAGCAAGAAAACCAAAGCCACCCAAUGAGAAACAGACUCUUAACAUCAUCUUGGGUACCUAAACUGAAGAAAUGGGAGAGGCCUUCACUUGGUCUGUUACCCUCCUGACUUACUUCCUGCUCAACCCCUAGGCCUCAGAAACAUGUUCAUCCACAAGGCGGCCGCUUUGAAAUCACACCAUAUUUUGCAUGGUACCGUCUCCUCCUCUGCUGCUCAGUGGCGUUGGUGAAAAGGAACAGGAACCCUGGGGAUUAUCUUUACUCACACAGGAAGAAAGAAGUCAGCUUUAUUAAAACUAUCAUAUCUUCUUCAGAACCGGGUGGAAAACAGCUGUGUCACAUCUAGAUCAAAUCUGUGGGGCCUGGUUAUUAGCUGCCUUUUAAUUUAAUCGCCAUUUAAUUGUUAGAAGUCCCUAUUUAUGUUGUAUUUACAACUGACAGGUGAGCUGUUCUGACAUGAUUUUAUUUGACAGGGUCGAGAGAAAAAUGUAAACCAUUCAGUCACAAGACCUUUAUUUCUGUUUGAGACAUAAAUUUAAAUCAAAUCUGAUGUUUUUUUUCUCUUUAAAUUGUAAUUUUUCCCUUUUAAUGAAAAAAUGUUCUAAGUUUAGUCCACUGAGCUGUCAGACAAGCAGUCUUAAUAUUUUGAAAGUGAAUGCGAUACGUUUUUGAGUGAGGAAAAUGACACAGAAAAAGGGUUCAAAGUUGUGGAUUUACUGAAAGGCUUGUUUGAGUUUUGAAAACAGAGAGCAUUGGCUGUAGUUCUAAUAAGACCAUUUAUUUUCAUCACAGGGCAGGAUUAAAUGCAGCCAGAAUAUUCUGUAAACUCUUUGUGAUGUCUUGUCAUUCUCCUGAGUCCCACAGAGGAAUUUAAGUUUGGAAAUAAAGUGCUUUGUUUGUUAAAAGUCA